Messenger RNA from Leptosomus discolor (cuckoo roller), 2687 nucleotides. The record is from RefSeq and is a predicted model, not a curated record. NCBI's taxonomy places the organism in Eukaryota, Metazoa, Chordata, Aves, Leptosomiformes, Leptosomidae.
UGGCUGUAGGAGUUCUGUCAGAAAAUGGUUUGACACUGGAAGAAUGGCUGCCUUCAGCAUGGAUUACAGACACUGUUCCUCGUCGGUGCCCGUUUGUGCCACAGAUGGGGGAUGAGGUCUACUAUUUCCGACAAGGUCAUGAAGCUUAUGUUGUAAUGGCUAAGAAGAACAAAAUAUAUAGUAUUAAUCCCAAAAAGCAACCAUGGCAUAAAAUGGAAUUACGGGAGCAAGAGCUGAUGAAGAUAGUUGGGAUUAAGUAUGAAGUGGGAUUGCCUACUCUCUGCUGUCUUAAACUAGCUUUUCUUGACCCUGAUACGGGUAAACUAACUGGAGGAUCAUUCACCAUGAAGUACCAUGAUAUGCCAGAUGUCAUAGAUUUCCUGGUUUUGAGGCAGCAGUUUGAUGAUGCAAAACAUAGGCGAUGGAAUAUAGGUGAUCGUUUCAGGUCAGUGAUAGAUGAUGCUUGGUGGUUUGGAACAAUUGAAAGCCAGGAACCUCUUCAGCCUGAUUAUCCUGAUAGCUUAUUUCAGUGCUACAAUGUCUGCUGGGACAAUGGUGAUACUGAGAAGAUGAGCCCUUGGGACAUGGAGCUGAUACCAAGUAAUGCUGUAUUUCCAGAAGAACUGGGAACUAGUGUUCCUUUAACUGAUGAUGAACGUAGAACGCUGCUCUACAAACCUCUGGAUGGAGAGUGGGGUUCCAGGACCCGAGAUGAGGAGUGUGACAGAAUCAUUGCAGGGAUAAACCAACUCAUGACUCUGGAUAUUGCUUCUGCGUUUGUGGCACCUGUGGAUCUUCAGGCUUACCCAAUGUAUUGCACUGUCGUGGCGUAUCCCACAGACCUCAGUACCAUUAAACAAAGGCUGGAAAGCAGAUUUUACAGGCGCCUUUCUUCAUUAAUGUGGGAAGUCCGGUACAUAGAACACAAUACUCGCACAUUUAAUGAACCUGGAAGUCCAAUUGUCAAAUCCGCCAAAUUUGUCACAGAUCUUCUGCUGCACUUCAUAAAAGACCAGAGUUGCUAUGACAUCAUUCCAUUAUACAAUGCAAUGAAGAAGAAAGUGUUGUCUGACUCUGAUGAGGAAGAAGAGAAAGAUACAAAUGUGCCGGGAACUUCCACUAGAAAAAGAAAGGAUCAUCAGCCAAAGCGGCGGCUACGUAAUAGAGCUCAGUCAUAUGACAUUCAGUCAUGGAAGAAGCAAUGCCAGGAGUUGCUGAAUCUCAUUUUUCAGUGUGAAGACUCUGAACCGUUUCGACAACCGGUGGAUCUCCUUGAAUAUCCAGAUUAUAGAGAUAUUAUUGACACUCCUAUGGAUUUUGCUACUGUUAGAGAAACACUGGAAGCUGGCAACUAUGAGUCACCGAUGGAGUUAUGUAAAGAUGUGAGACUUAUUUUCAGCAAUUCCAAGGCCUAUACACCAAGUAAAAGAUCAAGGAUCUACAGCAUGAGUUUGCGCCUUUCUGCUUUCUUUGAAGAACAUAUAAGUUCUAUUUUAUCGGAUUAUAAAUCUGCCCUACGCUUUCAUAAAAGAAAUACAAUAAAGAAACGAAGGAAAAAAAGAAGUAGAAGCAGCUCAGUUUCCAGUAGUGUUGCAUCCAGCCCUGAAAGGAAGAGGAGAUUAAUAAAACCUCAGCUGAAGGCAGAAACUUCUGCCACCUCUUCGACUUCUGCACCUGCACGGUCAACAGCACUGAGACAUGCUCUGCCUCAGAUAAACGGAAAAGCGGCUGAAACCUCUUCCCUUGUGCGGACUAGAAGCAAUAGGGGGAUAACAGAUGUGGCUGUUGCAGAACAACCAUCUACUUCUUCAGGAGCAAAGCCUUUAACGAUAAAGCCUUUAAUUACAAAGCCUAAUACUACUGCAGGGUCAGGAAAGUCAGUACUGGAGAAUUCAGCCAAACAUUCCAAGAACCAGAAUAUUGUAUCAAUCCCUAGUCAAUCUGAUUACAGUCAUAACACUAGGAAUAACUCCACAAGAGAAAAUCCUGAGAAAGAGAAGCAAAUCAAGCGCAAAGUAAAAUCUUCAACUGUUAAUCAACAAGCAGACUGCAAGAAUAAUGCUUUGGCAUCAGGAAGCAUUCAGGUGAAUGGACACGGAGGACAGCCUUCAAAACCUCCAGUUAAAAGGGGUCCUGGACGGAAACCGAAGGUGGAGACUAAUAACAGUAGCUGUGAAGUGGUGCACAAGAAAAGAGGCAGAAAACCAAAAAAGCUACAAAUUGUUGAACAGCAAAAGGUUGCAGAGCAGAAUACAAUCCAGACCGCAAGGGACGUACCAGAAGAAGCCUCUGCUUCUACUGCAUGCAAUUCUCUUUCUGAAAAUAAUAUGAAGGAAGACUUGUUACAAAAAAAAGGCCGUGGGGGUAGAAAGCCAAAAAGGAAGGUAAAGACCCAUCAGCCAGGCUCGGACCUCUUAGUUCCUGCGAAUGUUAAAAUGCAAACGAGAAGCAGGAGGAAAAAGACAGAUGAGCCUAUGGAGGAGGGGUCUGAAGAGCUUAAAGAUUCUGAACCUCACAUGAGAACUAGAAACCAGGGUAGGAGGACAGCCUUUUACAAUGAAGAUGACUCUGAAGAAGAGCAAAGGCAGCUAUUGUUUGAAGACACCUCCUUAACUUUUGGAACAUCUAGCAGAGGCAGAGUCCGAAAGUUGACUGAAAAAGCAAAAGCUAAUUUAAUCGGUUGGUAA